CCACCAAGAAGGCCUCCGGCAAGACCCAGCGCAGCGCCAUCGCUGACGUUGUCGCUCGCGAAUACACCAUCCACCUCCACAAGCGCGUACGUUGAUUCAGUUUGUUGAAGUCCAUCAAUGGUCUGUCAUAGCUGGGCGAACACCUGACCAGACCGAUCACGCUGGCUUGGGUGUUUGUUCAACUGUGCGGGCAUCGGGCGGAAGACUGAAGAGGAACACAAGGCUGAUGCGGUAUACAGGUCCACGGCGUUUCCUUCAAGAAGAGGGCUCCCCGUGCCAUCAAGGAGAUCCGUGCUUUCGCUGAGAAGGCUAUGGGCACUUCCGACGUCCGCCUCGACCCCCAGUUGAACAAGAAGGUCUGGGAGUCCGGCAUCAAGGGCGUUCCUUUCCGCCUCCGUGUCCGCAUCUCGCGUAAGCGUAACGACGAGGAGGGCGCCAAGGAGAAGCUCUACUCCUACGUCCAGGCUGUCAAUGUCAAGGACCCCAAGGGUCUCCACACCCAGGUCGUUGAGGACGCUUAGAUAUUGAACACCCUGGGAGGACUAGAAGACGAAGAUGCAUAUCAAAAGCAUGGCGUUCCGGCGGGUUGCUGAAUAGCUGCUUGAUUAGACAGCGAAAGGCUUGUGAAAUGAUACCUAAAUGAUAUUCAUGCCCGCCAUGUUGCACAC
Messenger RNA from Didymella exigua CBS 183.55, 668 nucleotides. RefSeq names its product 60S ribosomal protein L31. The transcript has 2 exons. Gene Ontology annotation, molecular function: structural constituent of ribosome. The record is from RefSeq and is a predicted model, not a curated record. NCBI's taxonomy places the organism in Eukaryota, Fungi, Ascomycota, Dothideomycetes, Pleosporales, Didymellaceae. Gene Ontology annotation, cellular component: ribosome; cytosolic large ribosomal subunit. Gene Ontology annotation, biological process: cytoplasmic translation. Bases 312 to 521 code for a protein of 69 amino acids.